This is a messenger RNA of Eruca vesicaria subsp. sativa (arugula), 3412 nucleotides long. Lineage: Eukaryota; Viridiplantae; Streptophyta; Magnoliopsida; Brassicales; Brassicaceae. The record is from the annotation of a GenBank genome assembly.
AUGGGAUCCUCCAUAAAGAUCAACUCAAUAUCAAUAGAUCUUGCAGGCGCUGCCAAGGAGAUUGAUAUGGUAAAAUGUGAUCAUUUCUCCAUACGUGGAUUCGUUUCUGAAAUCCGCGAGAGGGAUCAUAACAAAUGUUGGCCAUUUCCGGAGGAGAGUGUUAGUUUGGUGGACCAAGAAAGCUAUUCUCUUCCUUCUCUAUCAGUUCCAAAGUUUAGAUGGUGGCGUUGUAUGAGCUGCAUCAGAGAUAUAGAUGCUGAUGGGACCAGCAAAGAUUGUGGACUGCAUCCAAAUUCUAGUAGUAUAAGCGGGAAAAAGCUCGAUGGAAACUCUUUGGCUAUCCUAAGCCAAAGCAACUUGAAUUCACUUACUGUUAUUGAUCAGGAGAAAGAGAGGAGAACUGAUAUUGCAGGUAAUGCUGUUGAUGUCAAUGAGGAUGUAAACUGCAGAAGAUCUCAGAAGGGUGAUCAGAGAGCUACGACGUUUCUCAAGAGAGUUAAUAGCAAGAGCAGAAAGCUAGCAAGCCAAGAGCAUGUAAGAAACAAGAAAGCUAAAGUAGCAGGUAUUAGCAGCUGGAAAGAGAAACAUAACGUGGGUGGUCAGGCUGUGACAACUUUUGGUUCAUCUGAGAUCGCUGGUGUGGUUGAGGAUACACCCCCUAAAUCCAUCAAGAAUCAUCAUAAAGACAGUCUUGUUCUUAUGGAAUGUGACAACGGGCCAUCAGAGAGUAUAAAUCUUGCCAUGACUGGGUUACAACGUAGGAAAACUCGUAAGGUUCGUAGACUUAGCGAGCUGCUUGACCAACCCGAGACCAAAACCAGUGGUGGUAUCAGAAAAGAAGAGUCUCCUUCUUCCAAAAGGGGUAGAAAAAGAAAAGUGUUGUUACCUGAAAACAACUAUGUCAGCAGGAAGUUAAUCACUGUUGGUACAACUUCUGAAAAUAAUGCCUCCAAAAGUUGUGACUCUGAUCAAGAUUAUAGUACGUCGACUGAUAGUGGGUUUGACAGAGAUCUUAUUAAGGGUAAGCAGAAGAACAGAAGGUUCCAGGUUGUUGACGAGUUUGUUCCUUGUGAAACUUCACAAGAGGGUGUUGGAAAGAGUGCUUUAUCAGCUCCUUCAUUGAAGGAAAAGUAUUCAGUCCCUUGUCCUCUGAGUGCUCAGAGAACAGAGAAGAAACUAAGCUUAACCAGAAAGAAGAAAAACAAGCCUAUAUCAGUUAAUGAGAAGAGUACACUGAUCAGCUUUGGUUCUCAAUAUACUAGAGAUUUAUUGAAUAAUGAGAAAAGAGUAGGCAGUUUAUUUGAGGCUUCAGAAGGAUAUUUCAGAAAACCUUUCCCUCAUCAGCCUAGUGGUAGACCGGUGAAUAAUGAUCAUGUGAAGUCAAGAGAUGUAGAAGCAAACCGUCUUGGAGAGUUUGGUUCCUCUUCUAAACCCAACACAAAUGGAUGGUUGAGAACAGGAGUAGAUGCUGCUGUUGACUUCAGCAGCAACAACAAUACAGAUAGAUUGUCUUUUCAGAACUUCAAUCUAAGAAACACCUCUGAAGUUGCAGAUCGAUCUUCUCUGAUACAAAUGGAUGCUGACAGGAAGGGGAAGACAGUUAUGUUCCAAGAACACCAUCAUGUAGCGACGAAUAGAAAGGAGAAUACACAUGAAGACCAAAACGACGAUAUUCCCAUGGAGAUAGUCGAGCUCUUAGCCAAAAACCAAUACGAAAGGUGCCUUCCCGACAAAGAAGACGACAAACAUCCAUCACAAGAAACAACAACACACAAACCCAAGAACACUCUACUGAUCGAUCUCAAUGAAACCUAUGAUAAUGGAGCCUCCCUGGAGGAUACCAACAACACUUCAAAACCUUGUGAUAGCAAUGCAAGGAGAGAGGAACAACAUUUUGUGACUGGAAAACAACACAAGUCUCUUGACUUCUUCCCUAUAAGUAUAAGUCAACCCUUUGUACCUUCUCCGUUUGGGAUCUUUCCUCCUCCUCCUCCUACUCAAGAUAACCGGUUUUCUGGUCAAACAUGCCAAUGGCUUGGUAAUGUCCCCACUAUGUCUACACAGCCUCCAUAUCGGGUGUUACGCGCGUGUAAUACAUGCCAGAGUGUUCCACAAGCACCUUCUCAUCCAAUUUGGGCAUCUUCUAUGAGACCACCACAACCACAAUGUCAUCAUCAUACACCAGUUUCUUUCAACAUGGAUCCCUCAACGAAGCUUGGUAUGCUUUCACAAGCACCACCAAGCAAUGAGAAUACAUGGAACCUCAACUUUGUUGCUGCUAACGGGAAGCAAAAAUGUGGGUCUAGCUCAGAGUUCUCUUUUGGUUGCAAACAUGGUGGUGGAGUUAAUAAUAGUGAGAGUUCUAUACCUGCAUUGCAUUUACUCAGCCUUAUGGAUCCUCGUGUUGGACCAAACACUCCCUCUGAUCACCACCAGGGUAACACUAAAGCUACUACUAAAAGACACUUUCCACAUGUUAGCCAGCUUCCCAAGGAACGUGUAGAGAUUCAGACAGGUGACUCUAGUAAGACAACAGCCUACCAAACCAAGAACCAGUUUCCUUAUGAUUAUUACAACAAGAGUUUCCCCAUUGGUGCGUCUUCAUUCUCAUUUCAAAAUGCACAACCUUCAUGGAUUCAUCAUCACCAAGAGAAGAAAACCAAGAGAAAAGACACUAGCAGCAGUAAUGACCAAGGGAGAUUCCAUCUUCUAGGAGCAUCUGAUUCCAUGAAGCUCCCUUUGAAGUUUCACAUGAUGGAUAAAGAGAAGAAACAGAACAGAAAAGCAGAGAGGUGUAGUAAUGCCUCCACGUGGCUUCAAAAGAAUAGUUGUGGACCCACUGUGUGCACCGUGAAUAGAAACCCUGCUGAUUUCACCAUUGCUGAACAUGGGAAUGUUUACAUGUUAACUGGUGAAAGUCUCAAGGUUCGAAAACGCUCAACCUACAAGAAAAAAUCAAGUUUGUUUAAGGAGCAGACUAAGCAGCUGGUUCAUCCAGUUACAGAAAAUGCCUAGAGAUAAUACAAAAGUGGACGAGACAUGUGCCGAUGGUGAGAGGAAGAGGGUUGCAAAGAGACACCAUUUCAAUUGAAAUCAAGAAUAAGUGAAGCAGGAAACAGUAAAAGUGAAUCUUCCUUCCUUUUUCUAGUGAAAUCAAGAAUAAGCUAGACACCAGUUCUUGGAUCUCUGUGCUCUGCACAUCUCUUCUCAAUAUGUUUGUUUGUUAAGGCAUAUACUUGGAUAAAACAUUCAGUGUGUGUGCAUACUCUUGGACCUUGUCUUUUGUUCUUUAUCCUUUGUUGGUGAAUGAAUACCUUCAUUGUGUUUGAUGUUUUGUACAAGUCAUGAAUCAUAACAUAUAUAACAUGUAUUCCGCAAUUUGUGAAUAUCUAAUAAAUCUUAGUAAGAAUUA